Ictalurus punctatus (channel catfish) is the source of this 1064-nucleotide messenger RNA. RefSeq names its product proteasome activator subunit 1 (gene psme1). The record is from RefSeq and is marked provisional. Lineage: Eukaryota; Metazoa; Chordata; Actinopteri; Siluriformes; Ictaluridae. Gene Ontology annotation, biological process: regulation of G1/S transition of mitotic cell cycle; positive regulation of endopeptidase activity; regulation of proteasomal protein catabolic process. Gene Ontology annotation, molecular function: endopeptidase activator activity. Gene Ontology annotation, cellular component: cytoplasm; nucleoplasm; proteasome activator complex.
CUCUCUAUAGCGAACGCAGACGCUUCUGGUUGCUUCCUCGGAAAUAAUUGUUUAAGUCUGCUCUGUCGAGCUUUAAAACCAAUUCCCCAGGAUAUAUUUCAGUGAAAGAGGUUUCAGUUAAGGUAAACAAAACCCCAAAACAUUCCCCAAACAAGAUGACUUCCUUAGACAUGAGUCCUGCGUCGAAAAAAGAGGUUGAUGGGUUUACAAAGAAGCUCACCAGAGAGGCAGAGCAGCUCGUCUCAACUUUCUUCCCUCAGAUGAUUGCAGAAAUGGACAACCUACUCCAGGUGUCGCUGGUUUUGGAAGACCUUUCUGCUCUCAGAGCUCCGCUGGACAUCCCAAUACCAGACCCUGCCAAAGAGGAGCUUAAGAGAAAGAAGAAAGAAGAGAAAAAAGAAAAGGAGGGAAAGAAAUCUGACGAGGAAGACGAAGCAGGUCCUCCCUGUGGUCCCGUAGCCAGUAACGAGAAAGUGGACAAUCUCAUCAAAGAGAUAAAACCCCACAUCCAGACGCUGAAGGAGAAACUCAAUACAGUGUCCAUGUGGGUACAGCUGCAGAUCCCCAGGAUUGAGGAUGGGAACAACUUUGGUGUUGCUGUGCAGGAAAAGGUAUUCGAGCUGCUUACCAACACCCGCACCAAGAUCGAAGGGUUCCAGACACAGAUCACGAAGUAUUACAGCGAGAGAGGAGAUGCUGUGGCCAAGGCUUCCAAACAGCCACAUGUGGGUGAUUACAGGCAGCUUGUUCACGAGUUGGAUCAGCACCAGUACUGUGAGCUACGCAUCGUGGUUCUGGAGAUCCGCAACAUAUAUGCCGUGCUGUUUGACGUCAUCACCAAGAACUACGACAAGAUUAAGAAGCCCAGAGGAGAUUGCAAAGCCCUUAUCUACUGAGAAACAAACCGCCAUCAGCACUCGUGAUACAUGCGCUCAGAACGAAAGAGAAACGUUGCAUAUUAGAUUUCAUUUUGCGAUGCUUCCUCACGUUCAAGCACAAAGUAGAAACAGAUGUGAAAUUGCCUUUGAUCAUCUUUACAUAAUAAAGCAGUGACAUUGUGUAAA